Molecule: messenger RNA, 696 nt
Organism: Aspergillus viridinutans
Lineage: Eukaryota; Fungi; Ascomycota; Eurotiomycetes; Eurotiales; Aspergillaceae
Exons: 5
Coding region: 1-696 (231 amino acids)
Source: RefSeq, a predicted model, not a curated record
AUGAGUGGGUUCCUCAAGGAAAGCUCUACCAGGGCAACCAAGCCGGCAGCUGGCACAUUCACCAACGAGGCCGAAACCUGGUUCAACACAUGCGGCGGAGGUGACAAUAUCGGUGAUGACGGCCAGCAGAUCCUCGACCCUAAGCUGCCGAUACAGCCGGGAAGUAAAGGGUCUUCCAACCCCGCGUGGAUGGAUGAAAUCUGUGCCGAUGGCAAGUUUGAGGAAGGAACAUUGGCAGGGGCUCUCUGGGAUCGGUCGAUGGCGGGCGACGCCUGGAAUGACGCCGUGGCCAGCUGGAAUGACUACAUCCCCGACGACGAAGAGCGCAUCAGCUUUUCUCAAUUUGUUUCAUCGCGGUUCUUUGGUGGUCCAGAAGGCAUGCAUUGUGAGAUCUAUGCAGAGGGAAACGGCUGCGGGGAGGAUUCACAACUUCAAUGCGCCUCAGACGGGAUCACAACCCCGGCAGGAAAGUACAUUCUCAAUUCGUUUAAGAGGCUUGACGCGGUCCUCUGGAACUUGCACGACGCAUUGGAAGGCAUGUUGGGAAUCAUUAAGGCUGAGAUGGAUAACUUCACGGACACGUUCGCACCACUUCCAGAUGAAGGCAUUACUCUAGGAACUAUCCUGGGAAAUCUCCUCGGCAUGGGAUAUGGAUCUUUGUCCUCGCGGAUGUGGGAAAAGGGUGAAGUCUCUUGA